Messenger RNA from Sporothrix brasiliensis 5110, 1596 nucleotides. RefSeq lists its product as uncharacterized. The transcript has 2 exons. NCBI's taxonomy places the organism in Eukaryota, Fungi, Ascomycota, Sordariomycetes, Ophiostomatales, Ophiostomataceae. Gene Ontology annotation, molecular function: transmembrane transporter activity. Gene Ontology annotation, biological process: transmembrane transport. The record is from RefSeq and is a predicted model, not a curated record. The coding region runs from base 1 to 1596 and encodes 531 amino acids.
AUGGCCGACGCAGAGAACCCAGAGAAGCCGCAGCUGGCGCACGUCGUGUCGGACAUGCACUCGGACACGUCCAAGGCUUCCAAGGCGGCGGUGGCCCACGAGCACAUCGAGGGCAAUGCGCUUCUGGUCGGCCGAGACGGCAAGGUCCGCCGGCUGCCAAUCCCCUCGACCAACCCCAACGAUCCUCUCAAUUUCAAGACGUGGGAGAAGGCCGCCGUCAUUCUGUACAUGCCGCAAGGCUACGACGCGAACCACAUCACGUUCCUUCUCACCAUCCCGAACCUGUGCAUUGGCCUCGGCAACUACCUCAUCCUGCCCGUCUCGCUUGCCUUUGGACGCCGGCCCGUGUUCCUUUUCUCGAGCGUCGUGCUCUUGGCCGCCACCAUUGGCUCCGCCGCGCAGAGCAGCUACAAGGCGCACCUGGCCACGCGCACCAUCCAGGGCCUCGCCACGGGCGCGUCCGAGUCGCUGCUGCCCCUGAUGCUCACCGAGGUCACCUACCUGCACCAGCGCGGCAGGGUGUUUGGCCUGUACUGGAUGGUGCAGAGCAUCUUCAGCGCGGCGCUCAACAUUGCCAGCAGCUACAUCGGCGCCAACCUGGGCUGGCGCUGGUACUACUGGAUUUUUGCCAUUCUCGUCGGCGUCGGCAUCGUCCUGACCUUCUUCUGCGGCUUCGAGACGCGCUUCAGCCGGCCGGCCACCAGCAUCGACGGCGUCGUCGUUGUCACCGACGAGUUCGGCGUCACGCACGUCCUCCCAGACGGCCAGGCUCACGUCCACCUCGCGGAGAUGCAGCAGGAUGGCGCGGCGCAAGACACAGAACACCCCACCACACGCCGCAGCUACUGGCAGAAAAUCAAGCCGUGGUCCACACCGCACCCCCGCCCGCUCCGCAUGAUUGUCCUCUCGUGGCUCCGCAUGGCGCAGUGCAUGACGUCCCCGGCCAUUCUCUUUGUGGUUCUGUCGGCCUCCAUCACCCUCGGCUGUGUCGUCGACAUGUCCCUGACCUACGACGCCGUCCUCCAGGCCAAGGGCUGGGCCGCCCAGGACGUGGGCCUGGUCAACGUCGGCUCCAUUGUCGGCGCGCUGCUGGGUGCCGCGUACGCGACGCUCGCCGGCGACCGGCUCGUGCUGUGGCUGGCCAAGCGCAACGCCGGCGUGCACAAGCCCGAGCACCGCCUCCUUGUCCUCGUCCCGCCCGCGCUCCUGGGCAUGGCCAUGCUCCUCCUCUACGGCUUCACCGCGGCCAGCGCGAGCGCCUCGUCCUGGGGCAUCGUCGUCGCCUACACGCUCUACUCGGUCGCCUGGGUCACCGUCCUGAUUGUCACCACGACGUUUGCCGCCGAGGCCGCGCCCAAGCACCCCGGCCCGGCCCUCGUCAUGGUGGUCGGCACCAAAAACAUCAUCUCCUUUGGCUGGACCUAUGGGCUGACGCCGCUGAUGGACAGGGGCGGGUACGCCUAUGCCUAUGGCGUGCUGGCCGGCGUCUUUGGCGCCUGCUUCCUCCUGGGCAUCCCCGUCUACGUGCUGAACCCGCGGUGGCGUCGCUAUGCGGCACGCAUGGACGAGCGCCGCGGUGUUGUGUCGACUGACUGA